CGUGUACCAAUUAUACUAAUCUGAGGUCUGUAUCAACAAGUUGAGAACAUCCAAUUUGAACUAUGUGGUCAAUCAAAGAAACUCGUGGUAGUAGAAUAAAAAUAUCUUUGUAUGAGAAACACCAAGUAGAGGAAAGUUGCCUCGAGAAGCACACAAUAUAACUAACUGACGAGGCCAUCCUCUUCGUACUGGCUUCGCAAUUUCCGUCGAAGCCAUUACUGCACAAUAAAUAUCUCAACUUCCAAUCGUCUUCUUCUCCCGUUGGUGAUGGCAUCUAUAUCACCGUCUCCAAUCUGUCUCCACCGCACAUCCACUGCAUUCCACCGUCAAUUGCCUUGCUUGCUCUUAUCUCCUCCCGGCCACAAAUUUGCUGCUUCACCUAAAUGUUACCGACUUGCGGAUUCGAGAGAGACCUUUCGCCUUGCUUCAUCCAACACUUUGACGGCCAAUUCUGUACCGCCUCGAAAUGGUGUGUAUACGGUGGGUGAUUUCAUGACUAGAAAAGAGGAGUUACGUGUGGUAAAGCCCAAUACAUCGGUAGAUGAAGCGUUGGAAAUUCUAGUGGAACACAGGAUCACUGGUUUCCCUGUGAUUGAUGAUAACUGGAAAUUGGUUGGUCUUGUUUCUGACUAUGAUCUAUUAGCUCUCGACUCUGUAUCAGGUACAGGAACAGCUGAUGCAGGCAUAUUUCCUGAAGUAGACAGCAACUGGAAAACAUUCAAUGAGGUUCAAAAGUUGCUUGGUAAGACGAAAGGGAAAGUGGUUGGUGAUCUGAUGACACCUGCUCCUUUAGUAGUUCGUGAAUCUACCAAUCUUGAGGAUGCAGCAAGACUUCUACUCAAAACAAAAUAUCGCCGGCUUCCUGUGGUAGAUGGUAAGGGUAGGCUGGUGGGAAUUAUAACAAGGGGGAACGUUGUAAGGGCCGCCCUUCAGAUAAAGCGGGCUACCGAAACGGAAAAUUGACAUGUACCAAUAUAACUUAACUGUAAAAACAAGUACUGCAGUUUGUCCCUUCUUUCAAAGGAUCUGGUGGUCAAGGCAAUCAACUUUUAUAAGCUGCAGUUCUCAUAUAUACUGUGUCGGACUAGGAUUUAUCUAUGUAAUUAGCAAACUUGUAGGAGAAUAGUGAGACUACAUCAGCGUUUAAGACAUUGCAGAGUUCAUUCUGAUAGAUCAUACCGUUAAAAGGCUACAUGCAAAAACAAAGUGUUCGAGUCAAAACUCUUCAAGGUUUGAAACACAGAAAAAAACAGAUAUUUAUUGCAAGUGGGAAACAUUUUAUGUGCUCCUUAAAUAGUAGGCACCUUUCUUGACUCUGGAACUUUGCUCUUUGAAUGAAUGGACUUUGCGGUUGAUUUUGUUAUGAA
Molecule: messenger RNA, 1367 nt
Organism: Capsicum annuum
Lineage: Eukaryota; Viridiplantae; Streptophyta; Magnoliopsida; Solanales; Solanaceae
Product: CBS domain-containing protein CBSX1, chloroplastic
Exons: 8
Coding region: 268-963 (231 amino acids)
Source: RefSeq, a predicted model, not a curated record